AUGGCGACUUUUAAAUCAAUAUACGAAGACUCACUCAAGGGGGGAAAAGAAAAUGUCGGACUUGAGAGAGUUUUGGGGAGAAUAUUUGACGAAUUGAUUUCAGAAUUUAGGGCCAAGUUUAUUAAAAAAAUAUCUGUCCUUAUUCACGAAGUGAAGCAUAGUGACUCCCCUUUGGAAGUUGCCAAAGGAGGGGUCGUCCACUAUAAACGGGAGAAAUAUGAAAGCAGGCAGAAGGAACGGGAGGGAGGAAAAACACACACAGAUGAUACAUUGGGUGUUUACUUAAGCAGCUUCACAGAUUCAAAGAGGAAGAGUUUGUUCGAAAAAAUAAAGAAAGAAAUUGACAACCAGGGGGAGGAUGAUGUUAUCGAGAGGAAAAUCGCCAGGAAUAGAUUAAUCACAAACGGAUUCACCACUUUAGGGGAACGCAAGAUAUACGACACGAACGAAAAAGUGAACCUCGACGUUCAUGCGAAGAAAAAAAUAGACCAAGUUAGUGUGUUGGAUAGAAAAGGUAGAACAGUGAGUACCACACGAAAUGAGCUCUCCGAUAUGCAAAGCAAAGCGGGGAGUCGGAAGUCAGGCAUGAGUGGUCGCAGUAAGGAGGCAGUUGGGGAUGGGGAUGUGAAGCGGAAUAUGUAUGAGGCGUCAGAGGAGGUGAGCAUGUCAGAAAUGUCGGAGAAGUCUCACAAGACGCGCACCUCAUAUAAAUCAAAGACGUCACGUGUAUCAGGUGUGUCACAUGCUUCCCCCGCGUCGUGCACUUCUCGAAGAUCGCACAAGACGAACCGCCCCAGGGAAGAACUUUGCACGCUGAACGGAGAGAGCAACAAAAGUGAGAAAGAUACCUACGCAAACAUAAUCAGUAAGUACACCAUCAAACGAUUGUUUUCUAAUAGACUGUAUACCGACGAGCUGGGUGACACCCAUUGUGGUAUUGAUGAAGGGAGAGUAGACACACUUCGAAGUGGCCACAUCGACAAAGCGAGGAGAUACAUGCAUGCGCCAAAUGGCAGCGCUGCAAGGGGGGAAGAGGCCCCGUCAAGCAUAUGUAACGACUGGACAAACGCGAAGGACAAAAACUACAAAAUUGUGAAGAGAGAUUUUGAUGAGCGUUCGAAAAGGAGUGCCAAAUCGAAGGCAAACUCGUUAGGGUCGGAACGUGACCCACUGGACUUCCUCAUCGCAGCAGAGGCUAACGAAAGGAAGAAGUUGCAGGGGAUGAAGGGGAGUUCAAAUGGCUACCCCAAUAUGCAGGACAAAGUCGAGGUGAAAUCGCACAAGGGGGACCCCACAAGCGUCGACAAAAGCGAUCAUUUAUUUUUUGAAGUCAUUAGAGGGAAAAGACGGAAGCAUCUGAAGGGCUUCGAAUGCGAAGACUGCAAAUCCUUCUAUGAGGAACUCUGUUGGGAUGGCUCCGAUGGGAGGAGAAAGUACAAAGGGGGUACGAACCACCGAUCGUGCAGCAGGCAUGAAGCCAGAAAACCUGCCCAGAACGAACUUUUACUUAAAAAAGAAAGAGGAAAGAAGCCUGCAGGGGAGAAUUACACAAGUCGCCUUAGCGAAUAUGUCAAUGGGAACUACACGAGUGGCACACAGCCCCAUUCGGUUAAGUCACUUGGCGACAUGGCGUUGGUAAGCAGCGCAAGAUAUUUGAAAAAUGCCGAUGGAAGUAUCGACAUAAGUUCCGGCAAGUACGCUGAAAAGUGCAUUGACAAAUUUAUGAGCAAGUUUGAGGUGAAGGCAGAGAAUAACGACAGGUCGGUUAAGAGGGACCAAGUGCAGGAGGAGGAGUUUUACGAAGUCGACGAGGUAGAUGAUGCAGAGGAGCAGUUACCAUCAGAGGAGGAAGAGAGACGAAAAGAAAAUAAGAAAAAAAAACUGAUACAGUCUUUUUCGCGUCAUAGGUAUCAUAGCAAAGUUAAUGAUUCGCCAAAAAAUUUCUGGAGCUUUGAUUUUUUUAAAUAA
This is a messenger RNA of Plasmodium coatneyi, 1968 nucleotides long. RefSeq lists its product as uncharacterized. The record is from RefSeq and is a predicted model, not a curated record. Lineage: Eukaryota; Apicomplexa; Aconoidasida; Haemosporida; Plasmodiidae. The coding region runs from base 1 to 1968 and encodes 655 amino acids. Gene Ontology annotation, biological process: DNA repair. The transcript has a single exon.